AUGGCCAAGAGCGUACUCAAUGAAAUAAUUACUAGACUAAAAAUAUCAAAAUAUUAUUCAGUCUCUGUUGAUUCCACUCCAGAUGAAGGGCACAUAGAUCAACUCACGGUAAUAUUUCGUUACAUGGAAAACCUUAUUCCUGUAGAAAGAUUUUUAACGUUUUUACCUAACAGUGGACAUACGGGUAAAGCUAUAGCUGAAACACUUAUUCACUUCUUAAAUGAAUAUAACAUCGAUAUAAAAGACUGUCGGGGGCAGUCAUAUGACAACGCUGCAAACAUGAGUGGGAAAUACAAUGGAAUGCAAGCUUUUAUAAAACGAGUAAAUGGUUACGCAAUUUUUGUGCCAUGCUGUGGGCAUUCAUUAAAUUUAGUUGGAAAAACAGCAGCUAAUUCAUGUCCUACUGCUAUAAAAUUCUUUGAUUUCGUUCAAAAUAUAUACGUAUUUUUUACAUCAUCUCCGUCAAGAUAUCAAAUUUUAACCAAAAAGUUAUCAUUGAAAAAUUCGAAUACACAAUUUCAUGUUCCUAAAAAUUUAAAUGAUACUCGUUGGUCAUGUAGAGCAGAUGCCACCAAAGCAUUAGUAUUAGGUUAUAAUGAAUUUAAAGAGACUUUGGAAUAUAUUUCAAAAGACCCAGAGCAAAAAGAAGUUGUUAAAAAUGAAGCGAAUGGACUUCUGAAAAAAAUCACUAGUUUUGAAAUUGCAUUUUAUUUAUUAUUUUGGAAUGACAUUUUAGACCGCUUCAACGCCACAAAUCACUUGUUACAAAAUCCUAAGAUGGUUCUUCAAUCUGCGGUAACAGCUCUUACUUCUUUGAAGCUUUUUGUUCAAGAUAAACGUAAUUCAUUUGACGAUUAUGAAGAAACGGCCAAAAAAAUGUCAGGAAAAACCGACUACCCUGAAAUUCGAAUUCGCUCACAAAAUGUAAGACUCACUCCAUUGGAAAAUAGAAACCAGGAAACUACUCAAUUAUCUCAAAGAGAAAAAUUCCGAUCUGAAAACUUUCUCCCGGUUAUCGAUCAGUUGUAUACAUCUCUAACUGAUAGAAUAAAAGCCUAUGAUAUAAUAUGUAAACGAUUCGGAUUUUUCAGAAAAUUAGGAAAUAUAGAACCUUCAGAAUUAUUAUUAUCUGCCACAAAUCUGGUCAAUAUAUACUCUGAAGAUUUGGAAGCAACUUUAGGUAACGAAUUAUUGCAGUUUAAUAGUUUGGUUAAUUUACGUCAAAAAGAUUGCGGAAAGGAAGAAUCGUGGGAAUUAUUUUUGUUCAGGAUACUCUAUGAAGACAAUUUAAAAGUUACCUUUCCAAAUGUAGAAAUUGCUCUGCGUAUGUAUUUGGUGUUAAUGGUGGCAAACAGUAGUGGAGAACGCUCGUUUUCAAAAAUGAAACUUAUAAAAAAUAGAUUGAGAACUACAAUGACACAAGAUCGUCUAACCAACUUAACCAUUUUAAGUAUUGAAAGUGAUAUACUACGGUCCUUGGACUUUGAACAUACCAUCAAACAAUUUUCCAUUAAUAAGUCAAGAAAAGUAUGUUUAUUAUAA
Messenger RNA from Aphis gossypii (cotton aphid), 1542 nucleotides. RefSeq names its product zinc finger MYM-type protein 1-like. Bases 1 to 1542 code for a protein of 513 amino acids. The transcript has a single exon. Gene Ontology annotation, molecular function: protein dimerization activity. The record is from RefSeq and is a predicted model, not a curated record. NCBI's taxonomy places the organism in Eukaryota, Metazoa, Arthropoda, Insecta, Hemiptera, Aphididae.